Gastrolobium bilobum is the source of this 1031-nucleotide messenger RNA. RefSeq lists its product as uncharacterized. The transcript is spliced from 2 exons. The record is from RefSeq and is a predicted model, not a curated record. Lineage: Eukaryota; Viridiplantae; Streptophyta; Magnoliopsida; Fabales; Fabaceae. The coding region runs from base 75 to 749 and encodes 224 amino acids.
CCGCAGUGUAUUAAUGCAAAUAGCAUCUUGUCAUCCCAAAACAAUAUAAGUUCUUGUAGGUUAGACAAAUUACCAUGAACAAUGAAAUGAGCCUUCCUGUGUCGUCAAUACCAUCCGCAACCUAUAAUAUUGUUGCAAAAGAUACACCCCCAAAGAAAGCAUGGCGAAAGAUUCUAGAAGGUGCAGUAGAUUGGUUGGCAUAUAAAGAUAAGAGCGAAUGGUUGAACGAUAUGAGAGGGAACAUGAGUAUGGCGGCUUCCAUAAUCGCAACUAUGACAUUUAAACUUGCUACUAACCCACCAGGUGGCGUGGUUCAGCCAAGUGACGAUGUAGAUGUUCGAGCAAUUUGUUUAAAUAGCAAAAAAUUGAAUCAUCCAUGCCCUGGGGAAUCUGUCUUAGCUGCUAUAUAUCCACAUGUUUAUGUCAGAUUCUUGGCAAGCAAUACCAUAUGUUUCGUUGCAUCUUUGAGUGUUUGUCUAUUGCUUGUAAGUGGACUCCCUCUAAAUCAUCGAUUCCCCACUUGGAUCUUAUUAAUAGGCAUGUGCAUCACUAUCACAAGCCUGGCUCUUACCUACUUGUAUGGCAUGUUAUUGGUCACCCCAACUAAUGCCUUUUGGGAUACAGCUAAUAGUAUUUUUUCCACGGUUCUCAAGAUUUGGAUUGGCUUGUUAGGAAUCGUUGGUUUUCUCCUCAUGAUACGCUUAUUUGUUUGGGGUGUGAAGAAAUGCAUCAAGAAACUUAAUCACUAGUAACAAUGAGAGUUUAGUCGAUCGUGCAUGCGUGGAACUUCCUUGUGGUUUGAGAUUAUUGUUGUUUUGCAGCAAUAAUCAUAGCUAAAUAAACUUGUCUUUCAAUAUGUCAUAGUGGAUUUGGUUUUUAAUGAACUUCCGACCUUAUCUAGCUAGCUAGGGAUUUUCUUGCUUUAUCUUUGGUCGAAUAAAUGGUUGCAACUUCCUAGUCGUUUGAGGUUAAUAUGUUGCUCACCACUAGUCAUAUGUUGAAGACUAUAUAUGUGGUAGUUGGUUGGUUUG